Molecule: messenger RNA, 1593 nt
Organism: Marasmius oreades (fairy-ring Marasmius)
Lineage: Eukaryota; Fungi; Basidiomycota; Agaricomycetes; Agaricales; Marasmiaceae
Exons: 12
Coding region: 1-1593 (530 amino acids)
Biological process (GO): transmembrane transport
Molecular function (GO): transmembrane transporter activity
Source: RefSeq, a predicted model, not a curated record
AUGCCUUCUUCAGAACCAUUCGAAGUCGAGUUCGUGUCACCAAUUCAAACGACUUUCGUCGAUCCCGUACGGGAAGAUCAAAUCUUCAACCAGUCGGAGAAGAAGAAGAAGAAGCAUGCAAAGGGCAAUAGCGAUGAGACGGUGACGAGUGUUGUUAUUAGAGAUGUGGAGGAGGGAUAUAAGGAGGAAGACCAAGGGGUAAAGGUUGUUUCGUUCACACCUGGUACGGGCGAAAAUCCCAAAGAAUGGGGAAAGGCAAAGAAAUGGUACAUCACCAUUACAGUUUCCUUCCUCUGUUUAGCCGUAACUCUUGGAAGUUCAACCGUUACGGGAGACAUGACGGGCCCCACUAAAGAAUUUGGAACCUCUCAAGAAAUUAUCAAUCUCACCAUCACUUGUUUCGUUAUCGGCUUUGGAAUAGGACCACUCAUUUUUGCACCUCUAUCCGAACUUGUUGGCAGGACACCUAUGUACCUCGUCAGCAUGUUCUUCUAUUGUAUUUUCACACUUCCGAGUGCGCUGGCGCAUAAUGCGGCUACCCUGGUUAUCGCUCGACAAAUAGCUGGACUUGCCGCCUCUGCACCCAUGUGUAAUGUUGGUGGAAGUAUCGCAGAUAUUUGGUCCGUUGAAGAACGUGGUAUUCCCAUGGCGUUCUUUUCAUUUACCAUCUUCAUGGGACCCUGUCUAGGCCCUGUAAUGGGAGGCUGGAUUGGAGAACGUGCGGGUUGGCGAUGGCUAUACUGGGUCCUCUUCAUCUUUUCCGGCUUCUGUUUCGUCUUGACAUUGUUCCUUCCCGAAACGCUCGCACCUGUUGUCCUCCGCCGGAAAGCCGCCAAGUUGCGCAAGGAGACCGGGGACUCCAGCUAUCGAACUGUGGAAGAAAUCGAGGGGAAACCGUUCAUGCAAAACCUGAGGGUUGCGCUUUCGAGGCCUCUUAUCAUGCUGUUUACUGAGCCUAUUGUGAUCAUGUUCUCCAUCUAUCUUUCCUUCGUCUAUGCACUGCUCUAUCUGAUGUUCUUUGCGUUCCCCAUCGCCUUUGCGGAAAUUCGUCACUUCAGCGGGGGCAUGACAGGUGUUACCUUCGUCAGUAUCAUCAUCGGGAUUGGCAUUGCUAUGUGUUUGCUGCCGUUCAACGAGAAAAUUUACGCAGCUCUUACAAAGAAAGGAACCUACCCCGAAGCCCGUCUUUAUGGAAUGAUGCUUGGAGCUAUAGUUUUGCCCAUAUCGUUGUUCAUGUUCGCCUUCACCGGAGCCUUCGCCCGUAUCCAUUGGAUAGCUCCUUUGAUCUCUGGUGCCGUCUUUGGGUUCUCGAUGAUCGUCAUCUACGUCUCCGCGAACUCGUACAUCGUCGACAGCUAUUCCGCCUAUGCUGCUUCGGCUAUCGCAGCCAAAACACUCCUUCGAUCUGAAAUUGCUGCUAUGGUACCCCUUUUCGUCGAUCAGAUGUUCCACGGGAUGGGAUUCCAGUAUGCUGGACUGUUGCUUGCGCUCGUUGCUGUGGCGAUUGGACCCAUUCCGUACGUAUUCUUUAUCUAUGGAGAACGUAUAAGGAAGAGAAGUGUUAUGGCUACGCAAGCUGUUAGAAGGCGUUGA